Microthlaspi erraticum is the source of this 807-nucleotide messenger RNA. Lineage: Eukaryota; Viridiplantae; Streptophyta; Magnoliopsida; Brassicales; Brassicaceae. The record is from the annotation of a GenBank genome assembly.
AUGGACAUCAAGUUUUGCAAGACCAACCUCUCAUUGAGCACAAGGAGUUGGAUGGGAGAUUCCAAUUCAAGUUCACACAUCCAUUGGUGGACCUCCAAGCUUCUCCUGCCCAACCCUGAGCUCACCACAGGUCUAGGGGUGAGAACAUUGACUUCAGACCCCCUGUGCUCCAAGGAUGAACCCCUCUGUUGUGGCUGCCACAAGAGGAUUGGACUUCUCCAAAAGUUCAACAAAUGGCAAGGGAAAGCCAUUGAGAAGAUGCAAAAGUCCAUGGACAAGAUGGUGAGCAAGAUCAAAAGUUUGGAGAAGAAGGUUUCUGGUUCUUCAAGCAAGAAGAAGAAGUCCAAGGCCCCCACAUUCCCUAGGAGUAGAUCACUCCUCACCACUCCAAGGAGGCUCCCUGCCCAAGAGCCUCACAGAGCCUCUUCUUUCGAGCCAAGGGAAGGAGAAGACAACACGCAGAGAAGGAGGAAGACUUCCAAGGCCAGACGCUCCAGCUCGACCACCGGACUCGAUCGAGUCCAAACAGAGGAAACUCAACUCGAUCGAGCUGAGGGUCGAGCUGACCUGGAGGAGCCCCUGUUUGAGAACCGGAUUCGAGUACGAUCAACGCAGUACCAGGACUUCUCCCAGACCAUGGACCCCUACAACAGUUCGAGCAAGCCAGCUCCACCAAGGCCAAGGAAGCCACACCACUUUGAAGAUGAAGAAGAAGAAGAGGAGAGCCGCAAGCUCGAUCGAGUGAGCCGCAACCCAGUUGCAUGGAGUGCUCCUGAUGGCCGUCUCCAUCUCCAGACCACGACCUAG